UAGUAAUACCGAAUCAUGUUAUAAAUCAGUUGAACCGGUUCAUUCAGGUAAUACGCUUAACUAAGUUCACUUCAUCGUCACAUUGUUUCGUACGCUGAUGACCUGCGCGUGUGUGGUUUAAAAGAAGUAAAAAAAAAGUGUCCGUUUUGUGGGUGGAAGUUCGCGUAAAAUACUUGCGUUCGUUUUGCCAUCCAGCCAAAAUUUUGCAGAAAAUGAUUCCGCUCAAGAGCUGGAACCUCCUCUGGACAGCGACGGUGCUGCUCUCAUUGACAUUCGCAGAAUGUCGACGAGUACGCGUUAAAACGAUAGCAUCCACCAGCGAAGAACCAGUCACAGCAGCCGCCCAAGGACAACCUCCUCGGCAGGUUCUUUUCUACGCCGAAGAACCACAAGAACGUUCGCAAGAAGACGAAGCUCCUCAAGUAAUCAUAGCCCGACCUAGCUUCAGUCGAGCAUCCGGCGGUGGCGGUCAGCAUCAGCAUUUGGCUACCAGAGCCAGACAAGAAACCGCUCCCAAGACUCCUCCAGUUCAGACGAUCAGGAAUUACAAUAAAAUCAACGACGAUGGCUCGUUCACUUUCGGCUACGAGGCAGCCGAUGGUAGUUUCAAGGAAGAAACCAGAGGAACCGAUUGCGUAGUUAGAGGCAAAUACGGAUAUGUCGAUCCAGACGGUAAUAAACGAGAGUUCACUUACGUUUCCGGUAAUCCUUGCGAUCCAAAUUCUAUCAGUCAAGAGGAAGAAGAUGAGUUGAAGGAUAAAUCCAACGAAGACGAGAAUAUCCCAGCGAAUAUCCCUCGUAGACCUAAUUUCGCUCAGCGUCCAUUAGCCGUAGCCAAAGCCAGACCGACGACUACGUACUUCCAGCAGAGCUUCAAUAACGAUAAUAGUCUGCAAGAUGACGACAACAGUAAUCAACUGGUUGAAAUCAAGCAACCAGCCAGACCGAUCAUCAGACCAGGGGCUCGAGAAGACGAACAACUCAUCAGGACAACAUCUAGACCACUGACCAGAGUAACCAUUCCGGCCAGUACGAGGUUCGCAACAGCCGCAGCCACCAGACAAACAUCCAUCGAGAACCAGCCAGCUACCACGUAUCGUCCACAAAUCGUACAAAUCGCAGUCACCCCCAGUCCGUCGGGCAUUUUACCAAAAACCACUCGAGGUCAGUUCGUCACCGUACCCAGUUCUUCGGCAGCUCCUCCUUCAGCCUUCUUUGACGAACAGUUCAAGAAAUUCCAACUAGAUGGCAGCUCCGGAGGACCUUCCCAGCAGGCUACUUUACCAAAGGGUCUCUCCAGUAACCCUGUCUAUUCCACAGAACUCGUCUACGAUCCAGCCAGUGGCCAAUACAACACCAUUGUCUACCAACAAGUACCGAAAUUCGGAGGCGAAAUCAGCCUGAACCAAAGAUUACCCUCAUUCGUACCUUCUCCUCAAGUACCCCCUCCUCAACAAUCCGUCGCUCCUGGCAGAUUCCUUGUCAGCUCAACGACUCCAGCCCCAACUCCACAACCCUUCUUCCAGCAACAGAUAAUCGAACAACAACGCCAGGCAGCUUUGGUUCAACAAUCUCAGCAACUCUACAACCAACAACUUCGCCAACAACAGUUACAGCAACAACAAAGGCAAUUUGUGACCGUAGCUCCGCCUUCUCAACAACAAAACUUUGGCCAGCAGACAUUGCUGAAACAGAAUCCGCACAGAUUCCCUCAACCAAUCGUUCAACGGUUUCCACCAGAACCGAAACAGUUCGGAAAUCAGGAAGCUGCCUCGGCUCAGUUCCAGCAACCGUUCUUCUAUUUGAAUCCUUCGGUUCCGGAUCAAAGACAGAAUCUGGCUGCUGGACAAAUCGAAGCUUUCCUCAGAGGGCACAAUUUACAAUUUUAAUCGUGCGUAGGUAACUCGGUCGUAAUUCACGUUGCCAUUAUGAGACUGCCAAUUUUGAGAUUAAUUAUCGUGAUAAUAAGAAGAGAAGUCCGUAGGUAUACUUAAUAUAUAUAAAUUCUGCUGUAUAAAUGUAUUUAUGUACCUUGGUAAUGGGUGUAUCGUCAGCGUCGCGUAUAAUGCGUUAGAAUUUUCUCCGACUGGCGAGGGUUUGCUUCCUGGGCCCGAUGAUGAUGGUCGUGUGAAAGUGCGAACGUGUCACGCGUGAAAAACGCCCAGCAGUGUGAUUUUUCAAUCAGCUAGUGUACGUGAUGCUGGGUUUAUUUGUAUGGUUCUUUCAAAUUAUCAGAAUCCAUAUUGCGAGAUGUAGGUGUACUGAUUUUUUUCCUUCUUCGAAUAUCUGAAAUUUUGGUAUACUGAAUUCAGCAGGUACACCAAUUGCCUUCUCUCUCUCUUCUCUUCUUCCUUUUUUCAUUAUUCAGCUCAUCAUCCCUGAUACCUUGGUUGGAAAAAAUUAUAUCUCUUCUAUAUACUUCUUAUACCUAGUCAUUAACAUUUAUAACAACUUGUACGAAUGUGUAUUGCAAUAUUGGCAAUAAAAUUUAAACAAGCUGUACGGUCUGGGUUCUGGGUAAGUACCCUCAUAUGUAGAUCUGGUUCAUGCGUAAUCGGUAGGUAGGUAUGCGAAAUUUAAAAUAAUAAAAAAAGAAUUAUCUCUAUCUCUCUCUCGUAACCCGGCGUUAUCGAUUUAAAUUUAACAAUAUAACGUAAAAAAAAAAAGAAAAAAAAAUUAAAAUUACGAAGAAUAUGAGAAUAUAAACAAUGCAGCGAUGAAGCUCACAGUCAGAAAUUCAUUACGAACUAUGGGUAAUUUGAACACGAUAUUCAUUGUUCCACACACUUAACAAGAAGAAAUCAUUAUUACGUAUUAUAAAGGUAUUUCUUUAUAUUAUUUUUUUACUUUUCUUAUACUUACAUAUUCCCGUAGUAAUACUUAUGAAAUAACACUCAUCAGUCAUCAUAGCAUCAGAAAAAAUUAAAAUUAAUAAGAGUAGGUAUUGUAGUAUUUUUUUUCUCUCUCUCUCUGUUUCUAUCUCUGUCUUUUUUUUCUCUGUCUUCUUCUCCUUAUUCUUCUUUUAUUAUGAUUAUUUUUGUUUAAAUUAUGUUUAAGAAUUUUUUUUCUCUUUCGUGUCUGUGUAUGUGUUAUGUACAGAAGGAUAUUAAUAUUCGGAGAUAUCGUUAUGUAUAUAUUUUUAAUAGAUUGUACUACGCUUUUUAUAAUUAUGUAUGUAUCUGUUUUUGUGUACUUAAUUGCAAUACAAUAAAAUUUUAUUUAAAUGUGUAA
Messenger RNA from Planococcus citri (citrus mealybug), 3231 nucleotides. RefSeq lists its product as uncharacterized. The record is from RefSeq and is a predicted model, not a curated record. The coding region runs from base 213 to 1889 and encodes 558 amino acids. Lineage: Eukaryota; Metazoa; Arthropoda; Insecta; Hemiptera; Pseudococcidae. The transcript is spliced from 2 exons.